CGGUUUUUUAUGGCGCAGCUCUAGGCUUUGCUUUAGCAAGCCACUUUAUAAAAACCGGAUUUAAACCGCUGACUUUGGCGUAUAUUAACGGCAGUUCCCGAAGUUUGUUAUUAGCGUACGGCUGCAUGCCGUAGACUGCACAGCAGUAUUGUGUCCAGUCAUCUUCGAGAAACUUGCGUAAGUUCUUACGGAUGUUGAUAUGCUUUACCACAUGUUUUGUGCAACACUGAUAUUUUUCCGCUGUUUAUAAGUUUUCGUCAGCAUCAGUAUAUCGGAUAUUUGAAGUCGAGCUUGCUGUUAUUACUUAUAAUUUGUACAAUGUUCAGUCGACGUUGGUUAUCGGUAUCAGUGGUAUUUGCUACAAUAUCAUUGAUAAUCGCUCAGGGACGACAAACACCGUGUUUAACCGGUCGCGACGCGAUUAGCGGGGAUUGGAGGACAGACGCCCCGGGAGUAUGCCGGCACAUUACCGUAGCUGAUCUGCCGGCUCCUUUUUCCACGAAUUCCGUGGAUAAUGGUCCGCGGUUAGUCCGGCGUCCGCAGAAUGCCUGGCCGAAAGUCCCACAGGGCUUCCAAGUGCAGGAAUAUGUCACGGGGUUGAAUAAUAAUCGUUUGCUACGCACGGCGCCGAACGGGGAUGUUUUUGUGGCGGAAAGCCAGCCGGGACAGAUUCGGGUGAUUCGUUAUAAUGACGGUGCAGUGCGGCCGGAAGUGAUUAAAAUCUUCGCUACCGGAUUGGAGCAGCCGUUUGGGAUUGCUUUUUAUCCGCCGGGUAACGAUCCACAGUGGAUGUAUGUGGCCAAUACCGGCAGUGUGGUGAGAUUUCCCUACAGAAAUGGAGAUUUGCAAGCCCGAGCCGCACCGCAGAUGAUCGUGCCGGAUAUUCCCAGCGGGGGGCGGUUACGCGGCGGUGGACAUUGGACACGCGAUAUUGUUUUCUCGCAAGAUGGUACCAAAAUGUACGUUUCGGUGGGAUCCCACUCCAACGUCUUCGAGAAUCCCCGCGAAGACGAGACGAAGCGUGCGAAUAUCUUGGAAUACAAUCCUGACGGAACCGGUUUCCGGAUUUACGCUUCCGGAAUCCGCAACCCAGUCGGUAUUGCUAUUAGCCCGACCACCGGCGAACUGUGGACAUCCGUUAACGAGCGCGACGAACUGGGUGACCUUCUGCCACCGGACUACAUCACCCGUGUACAGAACAACGGUUUCUACGGCUGGCCGUGGUACUACAUCGGUCCACAUCAGGAUCCCCGGCAUGCCGGUAAACAUCCCGAACUGCAGAACAGCGUCAUCGUCCCGGAUGUCCUCCUGCAGUCACAUUCCGCCUCGCUGCAACUGACCUUCUACAACGGCACGAUGUUCCCCAAGGAGUUUGUCGGCGACAUCUUCGCCGCCGAGCACGGCUCCUGGAACCGCGCCCAUCGGACCGGCUAUAAGGUCAUCCGGGUGCCGGUGCGCGGGGGCCAGCCGACCGGGGAGUAUGAGGAUUUUAUGACCGGCAUGGUGACUUCGGACGCCAAUGUGUGGGGGCGGCCGGUGGGCGUGACUGUGGCGCGGGAUGGGGCGCUGCUGGUGUCGGAUGACGGGUCGGGGACGAUCUGGAGGGUGUCAUACACCCAGUAGACUAACUGCAGUACAUACUGGUAUAGUUGGUGCGAUGACAAAAAUUACCGGCAGACGUAAGAUUCUGCGGCAUUGUUACGCUCGGUGUCGCAUACAACGAUCUGGUUGGUCGGGCUUUUUUGCGUACUGACGACGAUACUGUACCGUUUAAGAUGGUGAAAGAAAGUUUCCACCCGGUAGCCGAUUCUGUCAGAUUGUGCUUCGAAGUGACUGCAUGGUGCAUGAUAAAGUCAUUAAAUGGAUGACGAUGA
Messenger RNA from Paramacrobiotus metropolitanus, 1874 nucleotides. RefSeq names its product L-sorbosone dehydrogenase-like. The transcript is spliced from 3 exons. Bases 319 to 1623 code for a protein of 434 amino acids. NCBI's taxonomy places the organism in Eukaryota, Metazoa, Tardigrada, Eutardigrada, Parachela, Macrobiotidae. The record is from RefSeq and is a predicted model, not a curated record.